This is a messenger RNA of Eutrema salsugineum, 4116 nucleotides long. RefSeq lists its product as uncharacterized. The transcript is spliced from 2 exons. NCBI's taxonomy places the organism in Eukaryota, Viridiplantae, Streptophyta, Magnoliopsida, Brassicales, Brassicaceae. Gene Ontology annotation, molecular function: RNA-DNA hybrid ribonuclease activity; nucleic acid binding. The record is from RefSeq and is a predicted model, not a curated record. The coding region runs from base 1 to 4116 and encodes 1371 amino acids.
AUGGCAGACCAAUCCAACGUUCACGAAGAAGAAAACCCUCUCAGGGGAAAUAACAUCAACGCCCAAACAGGGCAAACGGGAGGAACUCUUGGAGAAAACGCCGGAACUGCUACCGAGCAAACUCCCGCAGCCGUAACCGACCUGUUACUCCAAAUGUUCACUGCUCAGUUCGAAGCCAUCAACAAAAGGAGCGAGGAACGUUUCAGUCAGAUGGCGGCACAGAUCGCCGAACUCAGUCAGACACGAACUCCUCUCCGAGUUCGGAACAUCAUUGACGAUCUCAAUGCCGACGGAGAUCCAACCGGAACUAUGAGGUCUGCCGCGGUCGGGUCAGCAAACCCACCAGCACCGGAUUUAAGCCGAGACGCCGAGUUUGAAGCGAUGAAAGCACAGCUUCGCGAUAUCACCUCAAAAAUACAUCAAGCCACAAGCGCGGCUCCGGAGAUCGAGCGCGUCAUUCAGGAAACACAGAAGACUCCUUUCACAUCGCGCAUCGCAGGGACGCCGGUCAAGCACAUGGAGAAACUGAAGAUGAAAAUCUACGAGGGCAACUCUGACCCUCGACACUUCCUGACAUCGUUCGCUCUCGACUGGUUCUCACGGCUCGAAGCCAAUUCAAUCGACAGCUACAAAGAGUUAACGACGGCCUUCGUCAAGCACUUCUCCAUGUUCAUUGGACAGAAUACCAAGAACUCCGAGCUAUGGCAAAUAGCUCAAGGACCAAGCGAGAGCCUUCGCGACUUCAUCCAGCGCUUCAAGGCAAUCGUCGCCAACUGCACGAUUAUCGACGAAGCCGCUCUCUUAUGCCUUCAGAAAGGAGCUCGGAUAAAGACCAGUUUCCGAAGCGCGAUCACGCAUAACCCACCGCAGACGUUAGAAGAUGCGUUACACCGAGCUAAUACUUACAUUGCUGAAGAAGAAGAAGAAGCUGCGUACGAGCAAAGUCACUCAACAAAACAACCCGAACGUCUGAAACCCGCGACUAACGAGCCGCAGUCGGGAUACGGUCGAGGAUACGAGAACCGCAAGAAACUCUAUGCUAACGCAAUCCAACAACCAAGCAAGCAGUGGAAUAAUAAAUGGGUCCGCGGUGAAGAAGACCAAGACGAGUCGUUAUUCCAUAACCGUAGGGGCCACAGCACCGAAGAAUGCAGGCAUUUGCGAGAAUAUCUACUCGGCCUGUAUCGCAAGGAGCCGAUCUCGGUCGACGAACUCCGACGCUCAAACACGCUUAAGAGCGGUGGGCAACUCUCGAUGCCUCGACCGAACAACGAACAUCUCGAGAAAGCACUCGCCAAAGAUCCACCAACUCCACCGGCUUUACCGACACUACCACCACCGCCACCGAAUCUGCCUGCUUUGUCUGAGCAACAGAAACGGAAUCGCGAUGACCGAGCUCCGGAGAAUCUUGCUCCUAAGGCGCGAAAACGUGUCAACAUGAUAAUGGGGGCCAUCGAAGCUUGCAGUUAUUCCGUUCGAGCCAUCAAGGAAUACAGCAAACAAGCCGCUAGCACACUGAAAACCCCGCAGGAUCCGCCGAAGGGAGCGCCCUUGGUCUUUACCGAGGCUGACACGAUCGGAAUUCACAAGCCGCAUAAUGGCGCUCUCGUUGUCGAUCUACUCCUCGACGACGUCGAAGUUAGCUGCAUUCUGAUCGAUACUGGCAGUUCGGUCAAUGUUAUCUUCAAGGAAGCACUUGACCAGCUCGAGUUGGCGUCGGAUAGGAUUGAUCCGUUCAUCGAGCCACUUACCGGAUUUGAUGGAGAACAUUGUAUGACGAUCGGCACUGUCAUAAUCCCAAUCUACGUCGGCGGAAUCGCAAAGAUGAUCCAGUUCCUUAUCCUCGACAAACCGGCAAUCUACAACGCUAUUCUCGGUACGCCAUGGCUGCACGCAAUGAAAGCGGUCGCUUCGACGUACCAUCAAUGCUUGAAGUUCCCGACCCCCGACGGUGUGUACACACUCCGAGGAGACCAAGCCGUUGCUCGAUCGUGCUACAUAAAUGAGUGCAGACUCCACUCGGCCAACCAAGCUUGCGUUAUUAGUUCGUUCGGACCAACUGACAAGCUCAUCGUCCAAAAGACAAAGCCUAAGCAGGAAUCGAUCGUUCAAGUUAGCAUUGACGAACUCAGGCCAGAGCGUCAAGUUGGAAUUGGUGCCGAGCUCGACCCAGUCAUCCGUGAACCACUCAUUCGUUUCCUGAAACAGCAUACCUCAACCUUCGCUUGGUCGGUAGAAGACAUGCCCGGGAUUGACCCGCAGAUCGCGUGCCACGAGCUCAAUAUCGAUCCGACGUACAAGCCUAUCAAGCAGAAACGCCGAAAGCUCGGGCCAGAGAAAGCGCAAGCCGUGAACGACGAGGUCGAGCGCUUACUCAAAGCUGGAUCUAUCACCGAAGUUAAGUAUCCAGAUUGGUUGGCAAACCCCGUGGUCGUGAAAAAGAAGAAUGGUAAAUGGAGAAUUUGCGUCGACUUCACCGACCUCAAUAAAGCGUGUCCGAAAGAUAGCUUUCCGUUACUUCAUAUCGAUCGCCUUGUGGAAGCAACUGCCGGAAACAAACUACUCUCAUUCAUGGAUGCGUUCUCCGGAUACAAUCAGAUUCUCAUGCAUCCGCAGGACCGAGAGAAGACAUCCUUCAUCACGGACCGUGGCAUCUAUUGCUACAAGGUCAUGCCAUUCGGCCUGAAGAAUGCUGGAGCAACGUACCAACGACUGGUAAACCGGAUGUUCGCGAGCCAGCUCGGACGAACUAUGGAAGUCUACAUCGAUGAUAUGCUCGUAAAGUCACUCAUCGCUUCCGAGCACGUCGGCCAUCUUCGCACAUGCUUUGAUAUCUUGAAUCAAUAUGGUAUGAAGCUUAAUCCAACUAAGUGUACGUUCGGCGUAACAUCUGGAGAGUUCCUCGGAUAUAUCGUCACACGGCGAGGCAUUGAAGCUAAUCCGAAGGAGAUCGCCGCUAUUCUCGAGCUCCCCUCGCCGACAACCAAACGCGAAGUUCAGCGACUUACCGGACGUAUUGCAGCGCUUAACAGAUUCAUAUCUAGAUCAACGGACAAGUGCUUGCCCUUUUACCAACUUCUCCGCGGUAACAAGCACCUCGAAUGGAAUGAGAAGUGUGAAGAAGCCUUCGCCGAGCUAAAGAAAUAUCUGUCCACUCCGCCAGUUCUAUCCAAACCAGAAACCGGCGAGACACUUUAUCUUUACAUCGCGAUUUCGGAGUUCGCAGUUAGCAGCGUUCUUGUUCGAGAAGAUCGCGGCGAACAAAAACCAAUUUUCUACACGAGCAAGUCCCUCGACGGAUCGGAGUAUCGUUAUCCGACUUUGGAGAAGUUCGCCUUUGCCGUGGUUAUUUCUGCACGGAAACUACGCCCGUACUUCCAGUCUCACGCAAUCGUGGUCUUGACCGAUCACCCUCUUCGCACUUUCCUUCAUAGCCCAAGUCAUUCCGGACGACUCGCUAAGUGGGCUAUCGAACUUAGUGAAUAUGACAUCGAAUACCGGAACAGAACGGCAACGAAGUCUCAGGUCCUAGCAGAUUUCUUGGUCGAACUCCCACCGGAGCUCGUCGAAGAUAAUCUGGUCGUACAACCUUGGAUUCUUCAUGCCGAUGGUUCAUCAUCCCAUAAAGGAUCCGGAGUUGGAAUACGUCUCAAAUCACCCGAAGGAGAAGUAAUCGAGCAGUCAUUUCGGCUCGGCUUCCCGGCAUCCAACAACGAAGCCGAGUACGAAGCAUUGAUUGCCGGACUACUACUCGCUAAAGGUAUCGGCGCCGAGCACGUACACCCCUAUUGCGAUUCUCAACUCGUAGCCAACCAGUUUCACGGCGAAUACGAGGCCAAGAACGACCGCAUGGACGCAUAUCUCAAAGUUCUUAAGGAUAUUGCUUCAGAGUUCUCCACCUUCGAGCUUACAAAGAUACCUCGAGACGAGAAUGCAACUGCCGACGCCUUAGCCGCACUCACGACUAAUUCCGAUCCUGAUCUUCGGCGAACUAUCCCGAUCAGGGCCGUCACUUCGAAGACGGCGACCUCGUACUUCGUAAAGUCUAUCAAAACACUGAAGAGAAGAAUGCAGGAAAACUUGGCGCGAACUAGGAAGGACCAUAUCAGAUUAUGA